Molecule: messenger RNA, 249 nt
Organism: Lathyrus sativus (Indian pea)
Lineage: Eukaryota; Viridiplantae; Streptophyta; Magnoliopsida; Fabales; Fabaceae
Source: the annotation of a GenBank genome assembly
AUGAGGAAGAGGACUAUCCUUUCCGCGCUUCUUCUUCUUUGUAUUCUCUUUCUCUUUGUUGCAGAUCAAGGUAAAAAAAAAUUUCAAGCGAAUGCGGAAGAUAAUUCUGAUGAGCUUGUAGAUCCACCUAAGGUGGAAGACAAGAUCGACGUUAUUCCGCAAGGACUUUCAACCGAUUUAGAUGUGGCAAAAAAGAGAAGCGGAGUCGAUCUCGAAGAGAUCGCUACGAAGCAACUCGGGGAAGUUUGA